Molecule: messenger RNA, 1485 nt
Organism: Lagenorhynchus albirostris (white-beaked dolphin)
Lineage: Eukaryota; Metazoa; Chordata; Mammalia; Artiodactyla; Delphinidae
Gene: MRTO4
Product: MRT4 homolog, ribosome maturation factor
Exons: 8
Coding region: 375-953 (192 amino acids)
Biological process (GO): rRNA processing; ribosomal large subunit biogenesis; ribosomal large subunit assembly
Cellular component (GO): nucleolus; preribosome, large subunit precursor
Molecular function (GO): RNA binding
Source: RefSeq, a predicted model, not a curated record
GCGGAGCUCUCGGUGGGGCGCCCAGGACUCUGGGAUCGCUCUGGAGACUCGAGGGAGAGCGCAGGCGGCGGCGGGGCAGGGAGAGGCGGGCCUCAGCGCAGAUUGGGUCAGGCACGCGCAAGGGCAGCCCCCGAGGGCCGUCCCAGAGGCCCCAGCGCCGCCGAGGUCCUAAUAGGCGGCACCGUCUUCCGCCGCACGUGGCUGCAGCGCGAUGCCCAAAUCCAAGCGCGACAAGAAAGUCUCCCUCACCAAAACCGCCAAGAAAGGCUUAGAACUGAAACAGAACUUGAUAGAAGAGAGCCCCAUGAAUUGUCCUGCAGCUUCGGAAAUGUGUGGACACAUACAAGUACCUCUUCGUCUUCUCCGUGGCCAACAUGAGGAACAGCAAGCUGAAGGACGUCCGCAGCGCCUGGAAGCACAGCCGGAUGUUCUUCGGCAAAAACAAAGUGAUGAUGGUGGCCCUGGGUCGAAGCCCAUCUGACGAGUACAAAGACAAUCUGCAUCAGGUCAGCAAGAAGUUGAGGGGUGAAGUUGGUCUCCUUUUCACCAAUCGCACUAAGGAGGAAGUGAACGAGUGGUUCACGAAAUACACGGAGAUGGACUACGCCCGAGCUGGGAACAAAGCCACUUUCACCGUGAGCCUGGACCCGGGGCCCCUGGAGCAGUUCCCGCACUCCAUGGAGCCACAGCUGAGGCAGCUGGGCCUGCCCACAGCCCUCAAGAAAGGUGUGGUGACCCUGCUGUCCGCCUACGAGGUGUGCAAGGAGGGCGAUGUGCUGACUCCGGAGCAGGCCCGUGUCCUGAAGCUUUUCAGGUAUGAAAUGGCCGAAUUCAAGGUGACCAUCAAGUACGUGUGGGACGCGGAGUCCGGAAGGUUCCAGCAGAUGGGAGAUGACUUGCCAGAGAGCGCGCCCGAGUCGGAAGUAGAAUCAGAGGAAGACGAUGACAGCUGACGUGCACUUGGGACAGGACCUCCGGGCCUGCUCCAGUCUUGUCUGGACUGGACGGCGUGAGACUGCCGCAGCCCUCUCGGGGGAGCUGCCGUGUAUUUUGCUGUGGAUGCACACAAGGGAGGGUGACAGGGACAGGCUAUCCUAUAAAUAAUGAAACUUUGUCAGCAGGGUGUCUCCUCCAAAAGGGACUUUUCUAGGAAAAAACCCUUGGGUUUGGGCUUUGGUUUGGACCCCCAGGAUUCUUAGUUCACCUCAAGCCAGUUUCCAGCACUGGCUCCUGUGUGACCACUGGCCGGGCGGCCCUGGGAGCACAAGAGGAACCGCCUUCUCCUUUCCUCUGGCCCUCGGCGCCCCUGGCUUGAAACUGGGAUUUGUUUGAGGAAAACAGGCACCCUGCCUGCCGCCCUCCUACCCCUACUCUCUAUUCUCUUUCCCACCUGCAACCCCCAAAACCAGGGCCGAGAAACUUGUGGAUGACCAGGAGACAGGAGGUGUUGGCUAAAGCAAAAAUAAAGCCACUGCCGAAACUGAA